UGAUGAUAAAUCAAAAUCCAAUGAAACUAAAGAAACCCUGGAGAUUAAAUUAGAACCUCAAAUAACCAAAGAAACUCGGGUGAUUGAACCUCAAAUUGCUGAGGAAACUCGGGAGAUAAAUUUAGAACCCCAGAUAGUUAGAGAGGGGAUUAAAUCGGAAACUCAAAUAACUAAGGAUACUCAGGAGAUCAUAUCAGUUUCUCAGAUAAUUAAGGGAUCUCAAGAGGUUAAACUCGAAUCACAAAUGACCAAAUCUUCAAUGACCGAGGUUAAUGAAAAGGUUGAGGAAGCAUCCAUUGAUUCCAAAAUCAUUUCGAAUCAACAUAUUGAAUUAAUUACAAAAUGGAUCGAUCAUGUGGACACUGCAAAUAUCUAUGUCUCGCUGGUUACGGCCAUUUUCUAUGGAUCGAAACCUACUAAAUCAUUUGAAGUCGAAUUAUUACAUCGUGGAUCUCGUGAUGGAUUCACGCCUAAAGUCUUCCAUGAAAUUUGUGAUAAUCACGCGUGUACAGUAUUAGUUAUUAAAGUGAAAGAUAGUGAUGAGAUUCUUGGAGGAUAUAAUCCGGUUGAAUGGAAUUUUGAUCACAGUUUUUGCGUUACAGAUGAAAAGUUUGGAGCCAAUGAAGAUAGUUUUAUAUUCUCUUUUAAGGACAAUAUGGAUAUUGACAAUCAUAUUUUAAGUCGUGUAGUGAAUAAAGAAUACGUUUUAAACGAUAUAACUUGUGGUCCUUCCUUUAGUUCAGACCUUAUUACGUAUGGAGGAGUUAGAGGUUACUGUAAAAAGAAUUCUUAUGAAAAAAUAAUUAGAGAUACCGAAGAUUUCUUUUUUAUAGAAGAUUAUGAAGUAUUUCAAAUCACACCAAUAUGA
Funneliformis caledonium is the source of this 868-nucleotide messenger RNA. Lineage: Eukaryota; Fungi; Glomeromycota; Glomeromycetes; Glomerales; Glomeraceae. The record is from the annotation of a GenBank genome assembly.